Molecule: messenger RNA, 2094 nt
Organism: Ctenocephalides felis (cat flea)
Lineage: Eukaryota; Metazoa; Arthropoda; Insecta; Siphonaptera; Pulicidae
Product: ATP-dependent RNA helicase DHX36-like
Cellular component (GO): nucleus; cytoplasm; intracellular anatomical structure
Molecular function (GO): DNA helicase activity; G-quadruplex RNA binding; ATP binding
Source: RefSeq, a predicted model, not a curated record
AUGAAAGCAAAAGCAAUGAGCAGAGGAGGUCACAGGGGUUCUAGAAGAGGUUUUCGGACACCUGUUAAUUAUCCACCUAAUAAUAGUUCCGAUGAUGAUGAAAUUAACAAAAAUACUGAAACAAGUAAAAACAAGCGUCCUACAAAAUAUUCCCCUGCGAGCUAUAACUUCAAUUUGGGAAGAGGGAAUGAUGGUCCAUCAUACCACUUCCGUAAACGGUUUCAGAAGAAUAGGGGUGGACCUCCUGCAGAUAUACCUGUAAUAAGAAUCAGCCAAAGAAAAGUUGAUAAAAUAAGCUCGUUGCUCAAUACACCUGAUAUAAAAAAAUUUUCAUAUUUAUCUGAGCAUUGUAUGCCCUAUUACUUUAAACAAUUAGCUUCUAAUGAAUCAUUUGAAGAACGAUUAGAAAGGGCGAACAAAAAUAAAAUUACACAAGAUGAUGCUCUGAAUCAGGAACUGCAAUCAGAGUUUAUAAAUAAACAUGACAAUAUGACUUAUAAAACAAUGCAAAAGUCUCGCAAGGCUUUGCCUGCGUUCCAGAUGAAGGACCAAAUAUUAAAUAUUCAAGACAAUCAAGUUACAUUAAUAAGCGGUGAAACUGGAUGUGGGAAAACAACACAGGUAGCCCAAUUUUUAUUAGAUGAUGCUUUAAUGUCUGGAAAUGGCAGUGUAUGUAAAAUUGCUUGCACUCAGCCCAGAAGAAUCAGUGCAAUUUCUGUUGCAGAAAGAGUGGCAUCCGAAAGAAAUGAAAAUUGUGGUAAGGUAGGAUACCAGAUUCGACUUGAAAAAGUUAUGCCCAGAAAAUCUGGUAGUAUAUUAUUUUGCACCACUGGAAUACUUCUACAAACCUUAGAAAGCAGUCCUGUACUGCAGGAAUAUUCACACCUCAUCAUCGACGAAAUACAUGAGAGGGAUGUUAAUUGCGAUCUGCUAUUAACAGUUUUAAAAGAGAACAUUAUUCCUCAUCAAGAUUUAAAAGUGAUAUUAAUGAGUGCUACAUUGAAUGCAGAAAUCUUCUCAAAUUAUUUUGAUAAAUGCCAUAUUAUUACAAUACCAGGUUUUUGUUAUGAUGUUGAGGAAUUUUAUUUGGAGGACGUGUUAGAAGAAUUGAACUUUUACAGUUUUAAAACUGCUACAGGUCACAAUGCAAGAGAAAUAGGAAAGGCUUAUAAUGAUCAGAUAUACAAAGAAAUGUCCUCAUAUAUACAAAAAAAUAAGAACAAAUUUAGUAAAAAAGUUAUACAAGCUUUACUUAAUCCCCUCUCAGAAGAUAUCAAUUUGGAACUAAUUUCAAAACUGAUAUGGCAUAUUUGUGAUACACAGCCCGAUGGAGCUAUUUUGAUAUUUCUACCGGGACUCGACACUAUCUCCAAGUUACACAAAUCUUUGCUGAGUGAAUCUGAUAAAUAUAAUAAAUCUGUCCAGAUUUAUCCUUUGCAUUCCAAAUUAUCGACUGCAAAUCAAAAGAAAAUCUUCGAAAGUCCUCCAGAAGGUGUGAGAAAAAUAAUUGUAUCGACAAAUAUAGCAGAAACCAGCAUCACAAUCGAGGAUAUUAGAUAUGUAAUAAAUUGUGGCAAAUCCAUAAAAUCGUUUGACGCUGAUUUGAAUUUAGACAGCCUUAAGGAUGAAUGGAUAAGUGUUGCUAAUAUGAAACAACGGAAAGGUCGAGCUGGUAGGACUAGGGAAGGAAAAUGUUAUCAUUUGUUCAGUAGACCGAGGAUGACUUUGCUGAAAGAAUUUCAGAUGCCGGAAAUGUUACGAAUGAGAAUCGAGGAAGUAAUUUUGAAAAUUAAGCUCUUGCAGCUUGGAAACAUAUCAGAGUUUUUGGCGAAAGUACUAGAUCCACCCGAUGAGAAAGUUGUACAAUUUUCUAUUGAAUUUCUACAAAGAUUAAAUGCUCUAGAUUCGGAAGAAAAUUUGACUUUACUAGGAUAUCAAUUGGCACAAUUGCCAAUGGAUCCCCAAGUGGGAAAAAUGAUUCUGAUGGAUGUAGAAUUCAUAAGCGUUAAUGGAUUCAAAUUGAUUUCGGAGUUAUUGUCUGAAGAAGGUGCAUCGUAUUCGGACUAUGAAUUUGAAGAGACUUCUUCGGAUUGA